Messenger RNA from Nylanderia fulva, 894 nucleotides. Lineage: Eukaryota; Metazoa; Arthropoda; Insecta; Hymenoptera; Formicidae. The record is from RefSeq and is a predicted model, not a curated record.
AUGGCCCUUUACGGGGCUCCGGUGUGGGCGCGCGUCGCCGCACAACAGAAGAGUCCUCCUGCAGAUGGGGCGGCGCGCGGCACAGAGGAUCGCGCGCUGCUACCGUACCGUAUCCGCCAUGGCGGCGCAUAUCCUCGCGGGGAUCCCACCACUGGAUCUCCUGGCGGAGAUGUACUACAAAUUGUACCGACGUACAAAGGAGAUCCGCCGGGGGGUACCCAGGGGGCCUCCGAGGAAUUGGACCGCGAAGUCGAGGUGGCCAGGUCCCAAGGCUGGCGGUCUCUAAUGGCGCAGUGGCAACGCCAACUGGCCGAUUACGACCACUUGGAGAUCGUCAGGGCCGUCCAACCCGUCUUCGAUAGAUGGAUGGACGGCAGCCGUGGUCUCACUUACGAGAUGUCACAGAUACUCUCCGGGCAUGGUUGCUUCAGAGAGUAUCUGUUUCGGAUCGGUCGCGAGUCCGCACCAACGUGUCGCGCGUGCAACUCCGCGCCGGACUCCGUCGCUCAUACACUGCAAGAGUGCCCCGCCUGGGCGGAGGAGCGACGCGAGCUCCGGGCGAAGUUGCGGGUAGGAUACCUCACGAUACCGGCUAUCGUUGAUGCAAUAGCCGGUGAGGGUGAGGAGAGGGAGAAGAAGUGGCAGGCCUUCUGCCACUUCUCCUCCCGUGUCAUGGGCAGCAAGGCGGCUGCGGAGAGAGAGAGAGAGAGAUGGCGGGAGACCCUACACAUAGGCCCAGACGCCCUCGUAAGAGGCGUCUCGGCCUCAUGCCGCUCCCGGGAUCCCCCGUCGUCGUUCGGCCCAUCUUCGGAUGGGCGGGCGGCGGCGGCCCCAAAGGGUGGCAAUCGCGGGGGCUGGAGCAACACCGGCCCCCAUGAGGGCAGCAGCUUCUAG